UAGAAAAUAAAAUUAUUGCUGAUCAUCAAAAAAUUGCUAAAGAAUUGGAACCUUUAAUUGAAUUUAUUGAUUUCAGACGAAUUCAAGUUCAAGUAUUAGUUGAUAUUAUUGAGCUUGAGCCACUAGAAAUUGUUCUAACUAAAAUUAUUCUAAAUGUAUAUCGAUAUAAUACAAAAUCAAUUAAUUCCGGUAGAAAUUAUACCCAUUUAUUUCAAUUAUACAGCAUGUGGAUCAAAACUUAUUAUUGAGGAUAAUGGAAAAGUUAUUCAUGCACGAAAUGAUCUUGAUUUACUCCACAGUGUUAGAGCUAAAAUGAAAUUAGAAAAUAAUUAUAUUUUUGAAUGGGAUGUUAUUAUUGAAAGAGAUUGUAGUUGGUCUUGGGUUGGGGUAUGUGCAUCAGAAAAUUUUAAUUAUGAAAUUCCUGCAGGAAAACAAUCUUCUGGAUGGGUAUUAGGUUCAAUGGUAAUUGUCGUAGUUCUGGAGUUAAUAUAGGAAAUUAUUGCCCAUCAUUCGGAGAUGGUACAAAAAUUACUGUCCACUUAGAUAUGAAUAAAAGAACUUGUGCACGGUACAAAGUAUCCAGAAGUAUCAACAUGGGAUAAUUUACCAUCAAAGCUUUAUUCAGUACUCAGUAGUAUCGUUGUAUUACCCUGGUCAAUUUCGAAUUCAGCUUCAUCAGAAAAGAAUUUGAUUGUAAAAAAUCUUUUGAUAUUAUUUACAACUAUAAUGAAAGAUUUAAAUUCGUGGCCAAAUUACUAAUAUAGUCAGAAAUCAUAAUUUAGUGUUCAAGUCUUUUUUCAAAUU
Rhizophagus irregularis DAOM 181602=DAOM 197198 is the source of this 804-nucleotide messenger RNA. RefSeq lists its product as uncharacterized. The record is from RefSeq and is a predicted model, not a curated record. Lineage: Eukaryota; Fungi; Glomeromycota; Glomeromycetes; Glomerales; Glomeraceae.